Molecule: messenger RNA, 1650 nt
Organism: Penicillium expansum
Lineage: Eukaryota; Fungi; Ascomycota; Eurotiomycetes; Eurotiales; Aspergillaceae
Exons: 2
Coding region: 1-1650 (549 amino acids)
Source: RefSeq, a predicted model, not a curated record
AUGACCUCCAACUAUCCUAAUCAUGUCCCAUCAUCAUCCCUACCGCCCCUCAUGAUCUCCGCAAUUUCUCCUCCCCAGCCAGUGUCAGUCAGUUUGGUAGCCAGUGCGCCCGUUGCACUUCCUGCAAGCGUAGGGGAAUCAAACUGCAGCACCAGUACAAAGAUUCUUUCCCGGGACAUCAGUGCAAACCGCACCUCCAGCCUUAUUUCUGUCAUUGAGGACCAAUCUCAUCUCCCCGCAGAAGUCCCCGCAUUGUCUAUGUCAGCCCCGACCCAGUCGGGGAUCCAAUUUGUGAACCUCCCAGUUGAGAUCCAUGAGAUUAUUCUGGAUCAUAUAUUUGGCAAAAGAGCCUCGGCUGGUAAUCAUACAGCAUAUGGUAAAUCUUCUGCCCAGAACUGGAGUAAGGCUCUCCAUCAUCCGCGGCGCAAGGCCCUUUCCAACCUAGCCUUGACUUGCCGGGUAUGGACUAGACUUGUUCAAAGCCGAAUCUACCGCCAUAUCAGAAUCAAGGGUAGCAGAGAUGAAUUGGCCACCUGUGUGCGGUGGUUCAAGAGAAACCCGCGUUUGAUUCCUUACGUCUGUCAUAUUGAAAUUUGGAUGCCUAUCUGGGGAGAUCGAGCUCCCCAGCUUAAUAUUUCUCGCUCGAAUGCGGAGCAACAUGCCGCUCAGAGAGCCGCGGGACCUGUUGUACCCAUGCAGUGGAAUCAUGACCAUCAGGGAAAUGAUAUGUUUUAUUAUCACCGUGCAACCAACAACGCUUCUUUGGAGGAAAUCUUCGGGCUUGUUCGACGCUUUUUCCCCACCGCCCGCGUUCUCACUCUGGAUGGUGGCCACUGCAAAAACCCGCCCAUGGUCCGACAUUUCCGCCAUAGUCGUGGCAUGUACAGUCUGCAGGCUCUCAUUCAACGGCGUCUACCCGUUCUUGAACACAUACAGACAUUUAUCAUGAUGCACGUCUUCACUCGUCCUCCAGCUACAAUCCGACACAUUAAUCUCAGCCUGGAGGGAUUCUACAACAAUGAUAGUCUGCUGGGUAGGCUUUCUGGACCUCAAAACUCGCUUCCUCCAAUCUGCAGCCUGCUUGGCGAAACAGCUCCACGUUUAGAGUCUUUUACCUACACUGGUCGUGUUUGUUGGUACUUCUUUGAGAGAUUGAAGCAAGGGGCAACAGCAAUGGGUUCUUAUUCUCGGCUCAGGUCAUUGGACCUUGUAGUCAAGGCGUGCUGCCACAAUAAGAAGGUCGACAGAUCGCAUCACUGGUCGCAGAUGAGCCAGGGAAUAGGCGGAAUUACCAGCCUUGUGUUUAUUCGUGCGUUUGAGGCAAUGGUGGUCAAGGCAAUCGAGUGUCUACCUGUACUCCCUGCCCUGGAGUAUUUGCGGAUCCGUUUCAUCGACCUCGACUCAAGAUGUCCGCCUCUGAACCCUUAUUUCCAACUUGUCAAUAAUGAGUGCACGGGCCUGUGGAGUGAAGACAUUCUGAAAGCUUUGCGCGUGAACCGACCAUCGGCCUCAUUUCUCGCACUUACAGAUGGACUAGCCGCAGAGUACAGUGACCAGCAAAUUGUAGGUGCCAUGAUGCCCCGAGCUCGCCCCCUGGGGAUCCAAGUGAACACGUACAGUCUUCUUGCCGACAGCUCCAGCCCUUACUAG